This is a messenger RNA of Pistacia vera, 1837 nucleotides long. RefSeq names its product putative protein TPRXL. The record is from RefSeq and is a predicted model, not a curated record. Lineage: Eukaryota; Viridiplantae; Streptophyta; Magnoliopsida; Sapindales; Anacardiaceae. Bases 166 to 1335 code for a protein of 389 amino acids. The transcript has a single exon.
GGACUUGAAGUAACUUCACUCUUCAUUCAUUCAUUCAUUCCAACCCUAACUCAAUUAAACCCCCUUCCCUUUCUCUCUCUAGAUCCCGUCGAUCACUUUCCGGCGGCGCCUCUCCGAUCUCCGACGUUUCUUUACUUCUUUGCAUGACCGCCAGUGCCAGCUGUCAUGGCCUCUGCCUGCGUCAAUAACAACAUCAGCGUGUCGCCGGAGAGCUUCCCUUCGUAUGGAUGGCUGAGUCCAGGCCGGAGUUCGAGGAUGUCCUUUAGUCGGGAUGAAGAACAGCCGUCGUCGUCUUCGAAGAAACCGUCCUUGAUGGCGGAGGACGAGGAGGAUAUUCAAGAUCCGGUUGAUUUCGAGUUCCGGUUAGAAGAUCCGGUGACGAUGCUCCCCGCCGACGAGCUCUUCUCCGACGGAAAGCUCGUGCCGCUCCACCUCUCUGCCCUCAAACCAUCGUUAGCCACCACCAGGUCAACCGACGAGUCUACGAAGCCGUGCAUGGACCCUUACUUGUUCUCACCAAAAGCUCCAAGGUGUUCGAGCCGAUGGAAGGAGUUAUUAGGUUUGAAAAAACUGUACCAAAACUCAAAAUCUGAAAAUCACUCCAAAACGACGCCAUCUAAUCCACCUCCAAAAUCUUCAAUAAAACAUUUCCUUCAUCGAAACUCCAAAUCUUCGUCCUCCUCCUCUUCUGGUUCGUCUUCUUUGGAGUCAUCUCUGAGUCUUCCUUUACUAAAAGACUUGUCCGAUAGCGAAACGGUUUCGCUGUCUUCGUCUCGUUUGUCGCUUUCUUCUUCUUCGUCGGGUCACGAGCACGAGGAUCUCCCAAGACUCUCCCUCGACUCGGAUAAACCCGGUUUGAGCCCGAGUCCGAACCCGUUUGCCAAUCCUCCAAGAAUGAGGAUCGUGAAACACAGAGAUAAUCAUAAUCAACCGCACAAUACAAAUACAACACACGUCUCACGUGCCGGACGGAGUCCAAUGAGGAGAGAAACCGCGGCCGCGACUAGUAGGGGAGUCUCCGUCGACAGUCCGAGAUUAAAUUCUUCCGGGAAAAUAGUGUUUCAGAGCUUGGAGAGAAGCUCGAGUAGUCCCAGUAGCUUCAAUGGCGGGCCGAGAUUCAAGCACCGAGGCAUGGAGAGAUCUUACUCGGCUAAUGUAAGAAUCACUCCGGUUCUAAACGUUCCGGUUUGUUCGCUUAGAGGGUCUUCGAAAUCCGGUUCAGUGUUCGGAUUCGGUCAGUUAUUUUCUUCGCAGCAAAAGAGCGGAAACGGAAAUGGAAACGGAAACGGAGUUCGACAACAGAAUAACAGUAGGAGCCGGACUGACCGAACUUGACCGAAUCUUUAGAAAGAAUGAAGAAGAGGGUAACAAAUUAUUUCCGUUUUUUUUUUUUUUUUAAUUUCGGGAAAUUCAUGAUUCUGUUAUGUGUUUUUGUUUAAUUUUAGAAGCAAACAAUACCACAUGACAUUGUUUAAUGGGGGUUAAUUUGCUUUUGUUUUUCUUGUUUUUGUUUUUUAUUUAACAAAAAUAGUAGAUGUAUAUAUAAUGCUGAUCCUUUUGUUUAUGUUUUUGUUGAAUUCAUCCCUAAUUUUGAAUGAAUAUGUUGAAGUAGGUUUCGUUUUGUUAAUUCUCACUUGGGUUUGAUGAGCUGAAAGAUAUGGAAUCUCUGUUUUUUGCUGCUCUUUUUGAUGUGUUGUUCACGCGCCUCUGCAGAGAUUUCUAUUUUUCUGUUUGAUGUUGAUGGGGUAACAUAUUGAGUUUAUCUAAUUUGUCUCUUUCAAUGGAGGUUUUUUUUCUUACUAUUUUAUUUCUUUCAGAUUUGUUUGUUUACUAGGGA